Molecule: messenger RNA, 1002 nt
Organism: Pochonia chlamydosporia 170
Lineage: Eukaryota; Fungi; Ascomycota; Sordariomycetes; Hypocreales; Clavicipitaceae
Exons: 5
Coding region: 1-1002 (333 amino acids)
Source: RefSeq, a predicted model, not a curated record
AUGCCACAGCCUCACGAGCCUAUCACGGCCAUCAACAAGUCGCCACUGUUACAAGUGUUGACAUGGCUCCUUCUCAGUAUAACUCUCUUUGCUGCCUUUGCUCGAAUCGGGACCAAGUUGGUCAUGGUCAGCAAGUUGAAGUUGGACGACCACUUGGCCAUAUUAGCAACUCUCGCUGCUGUUGGCCAGUCUAUUGCUGUUUUUGUUGGAUGCAGAAAGGGCCAUGGGGCACACUUCGACACAUUAACCAGUGCGCAAAUCUCUGUCGCCCUCAAAUCUGAAUAUGCUGCGAAUAUUCUCUUCAUCGCAGGUCUCGUACUCGCAAAGCUAUCACUCGCAUCUUCCGCAACCACCUUUGGCCUUGGCAACCAUCGCCGUGCCAUCUUGCGUACUUCGAUCGGCGUCAUCAUCUGGGGAGCUGUAGCCCUUUUGGUAGUCAUGUUUCAGUGUCAACUACCAGCACCAUGGAACCAUAUAAACAAGUCAUGCAUUAACCGAGCGGCAUUCUGGACUUACUUCUCAGUCACUAAUAUUAUCACCGAUAUUGCACUCGUCGCAAUCAUGGUCGAUGUUUUCAGGCAUAUGCAAGCCUCCCGGGCUCGGAAAGUCGUAGUUAUUGGUGUAUUCGGGAGUCGCGUCUUCAUGAUUCCAGUUAUCAUCUGCCAGAUUGCGUACUCCUUCAAGUCCAUGAACUCUGGUGAUCCAACCUUUGACAUGUGGCAGUAUACAGUGAUUAUGCAGGUCAUGCAAACACUAAGCAUCGUCACCAUAUGUGUACCGGCCUUCAAACCUUUCCUCGAGAGCCUGGAGUCUGGGCAGAUGAGCGCGGACGACCUCCGUCGGCAAGGAAAGAAAGGCGCCAACGGCUAUAGCAGCGACGUAGUCGAUUAUCUCUCCGGUAGGAGUAAUAACACCGGCCCUGGUGUUUCCAACCACUCUGCGGUUUCUGCAAGUAACGAGGUACCAACUACAGUAACAACCUCACUGUCAAAUAAAGCGUAG